Molecule: messenger RNA, 3424 nt
Organism: Castor canadensis (American beaver)
Lineage: Eukaryota; Metazoa; Chordata; Mammalia; Rodentia; Castoridae
Gene: Psmb9
Product: proteasome 20S subunit beta 9
Cellular component (GO): proteasome core complex; cytoplasm
Molecular function (GO): threonine-type endopeptidase activity
Source: RefSeq, a predicted model, not a curated record
GGGCGGCUGCGGGCAGUGCCGCCGCGUAGACAACUAUCAUGGCAGUGGAGUUUGAUGGGGGUGUCGUGAUGGGUUCUGAUUCCCGGGUGUCUGCAGGAGAGGCAGUGGUGAACCGAGUGUUUGACAAGCUGUCCCCUCUACACCAGCGAAUCUAUUGUGCCCUCUCUGGUUCAGCUGCAGAUGCCCAAGCCAUGGCUGACAUGGCCUCCUACCAGCUGGAGCUGCAUGGGUUAGAACUGGAAGAACCUCCACUUGUUCUGGCUGCUGCAAACGUGGUGAAGAAUAUCUCCUACAAAUAUCGGGAGGACUUGUCGGCACAUCUCAUAGUAGCUGGCUGGGACCAACAUGAAGGGGGCCAAGUAUAUGGAACCCUGGGAGGAAUGCUGACUCGACAGCCCUUCACCAUUGGUGGCUCUGGCAGCACCUACAUAUAUGGUUAUGUGGAUGCAGCAUACAAACCAGGCAUGUCCCCUGAGGAGUGCAGGCGCUUCACCACAGAUGCUAUUGCUCUGGCCAUGAGCCGGGAUGGGUCUAGUGGAGGUGUCAUCUACCUGGUCACAAUUACAGCUGCUGGUGUGGACCAUCGAGUAAUCUUGGGAAAUGAACUGCCGAAAUUCUAUGAUAAGUGAAUCUUCCUCAGGCUUCCCUUCCUUGUUUGCAAUAAACUGUCUGGGACAAGAAGCUGGUGUGAACAAUGGGAAAUGGUGUCAGGGAGAUGAAGUACAGGAGAGGAAUUUUCUUCCUUCCCAGAUGUCAACACAUCCUUUUCAUUCUGUCACCACUGGUCUAAAACAUCUUUCCCUGAGAAAGGGGAGGGGAGUAUGAUAGACGUAGAAAGAGCCCUAUACAUGGCAGGUCAUCAGUACUGAGUGAUUCUUAAAUAUUACAGACCAUAAAAAUUCUCAGAAAGCUGCUGAGUGAUAGAGUAUAUGCUUUGAAUAUUAAGGCUCUGAGUUCAAUCCCCAACACCAAAAAAAAUCUCAUUCUGAAGCUCAAGGAUGGGGUACAAAAAUUAGCCCAGCACAUUUGGUCGUUGAUAUUGAGACACAGAUGCCUGAGGAACUAUUUUAAACAGAGCUGAGUUCUAGUCCUAUCUUUGCUAUGCACUCCUGUGUGACAGGACAAAUUAUUCCCAUUCUGUGAGCCUUCAUUUUCUCCUCUGUCAAAAGAAAAUAUUGAGUGACUUCUAAGGCAAAAGUUUACAGAGCCGACAUUCAUCAGCAUUUUGCUAGCAAGUGAGAAAUUAAAUUAACAGACAUAUUCAACUGCAAUACAAGUAGGAUGUCAGGCUAACCAUACAAAGUCAAAGUACUCUGAAACGGUCACAUGCUCUUGGAGUCCUUUCUAACCUUGCUCUUUAAUGUAUUUUGAAUUUUAAAAUAAUAGUUUAAGAGCCUGUCUGUCAGAUUGAUUGCUGCUGGAAAUUCUGGACAGGAUACAAAAAGCAAGUACUCAAGGAGUCUGAAAGUAUACAAGAGCAGCUGGGCUAUAAAGAGAAUCAAAACUGAAAGAGGCCACCAGCCCUAGGCAUUUCCUUCAAGCUUUGCCCUGAAGUCAGCUUCAGGUAUAGACCUGCUCUGUAGUAGCACAGGUGCUCAAUCUCCAAAAUAAAUACUCUUUCUGUAAGAGGAACUGUAGAAAAGGGGCCCCUGUAGGCAGAAGAGUGUAGGGGAAUCUCCAAAAGGAAAGGGUGAGAGAUGGGGAUUCCCUGAUUCUAGGUCUGAAUGCUUAUGAAUGCUGAGUGCUUGGUUACCCUUGAACUGCACAUGUAUGUGACAGACAUGCCCGUGUGACAAACUCUAAGCAACACAGCUGAAUGGAGAUUUAAACCUAUUAAAUUAGAAAACAAUUAUUUUAAUGGUCAAAUAACUGUUUUUUUACACCCCUCAUUCCAAACGGGUUUUUUUAGCAGCUUAUAGAGGUAGGAACAGCUUUAAAAAGAACAAAUUGGAUCAAGGCUAAGAAAAUAAAUGAAGCCAAAGUGGUGUGGAGCUGGCCUACACUGGCUUACAAGAACAGAUUGUAAAACAUUCAGAGAAUUUUAGAGGAAUUUUGUUAACCAUUGGUCACUUGAUACUGUCCAUGGUGGAAGUAUUUAUGCUGUAGAAAUCAGUAGUGUUACAAGUCACAACUUCUUGGUUUUCCCCAAAGAGUAACUUUAACAGGACACGUUUUUAUCAUUUGACUACCAAUUGGUAAAAAAACUGUUGGCUCUUAAUCACAAGGUAGUGAAAGCAAAGAUGGAAAUAAAACUAGGUACAAGAUUCAUAUGAUUCAGCUGGGGGCAGUGGCAUGCCUGUCAUCCCAUUCUACUUUGGAAGAUCAUGAUUUCAGGCCAGGCAGAGGAGAAAAGUUCAUGAGACUCCAUCUUAAUGGACAAAAAGCUGACUGUGAUGGCAUGCACCUAUCAUCCCAGCUAGGUGGGAAACCUACAAAAGGAGGCUCACAGUCCAGGCUGUCCUAGGCAAAAAGUGAGACCCUAUCUCCAAAAUAACUAGAGCAAAAAAGACCAGAAGCAUGACUUUAGAAGUAGAUUACCUGCCUAGCAAGCACGAACCCUAAGUUCAAACCCCAGCACAGCCAAAAAAAAAAAUUCAUAUGAUUCAUUCUUUUUGAAAAGCCACCCAAAAAAGUCUGGCUCACUAACUGUGCACCUUUAAUGCCAGAACUUGGGAGGCUGAGGUAGGAGGAUCACUGGAGUCCAGGAGUUUGAGACCAGCCUGGGCUAUAUAGUAAGACUCUGUGUCAAGAAAACAAAUUAAAAAGCCAUCCAAAAAUACAAAACAAAUCAUAAAUAUUUGUAACUUCUUAAGUCACACACAUUUACUGAAAUACUAUAUGUAUCAUUCCAUAAUGGAAAUGCCAAUAAAUUUCAAAGGAAGGAAGGAAGGGAGAUAACUAUGGUACCAGGAAUCAAAAUAUUUUUAUUUUGGUUAAAGUUUAGUCCAAAAAAAUCUGUAAUAGCAGUACACAGAAUGGAAGAGCCUUAGAUGCCCAAGACAAGGAGCCUAAUUAUAAUUCCUAGUGUAACAUAGCACUGAACUUCAGGCCAGCCAUAAAAAAAAUAAAAAGAGAAAUGAGAGAACUAGAUAAAACUACAGCUCUUAGCAGAUCAUAUGAUUAUCUAUUGUGUUAGUCAGUUUUUUGUCACUGUGACAGAAAGAAAGGUUUAUUUGACUCACUGUUUCAGUCCAUGUUCACUGGGCCCCAUCACUUUGAGCCUGUGGCAACAUUGAGUACAUUGUGGUGGGAGAACAGGGCAGAUAUUUGUUCACCUUGUGGCAGCUGGGAAACAAAGAGUGAGAGGAAGGGGCCAGGGUCCCAACAUCCCCUUCAAAGGACACACUUUCAUUGAACCUAACUUCCUCCCAAUAGGCCACACCUCCUAAAGGUUCCACCACCUCCUAAUAGCCCCCUGGCCUGG